CCAAUGAGACAUGAUUUAAUGGUUAUGAUGAUAAUGUAUGUGUACGACGACGCAAGAGGGAAUAAUUGGCCAGAUUAAAUUUGCAGCACAAUAAAAAAUUUAGAAGAUAUUGGUAAAUCUUUAGUUACACAUCAGAAAGCGCAUGGAGAACAAAAAUAGUUCUAAUAAAGAUCUGUCGGAGCGUACUACUUAUCAAAAAAAUGCUAAAGAAAUAAAACGUCACAUUCUCGCUGAAUCAAAGACUCUUAUAAUCAAAGAUACGUCAGAAGGCGAAGAAGAAAGAUUCUUAAUAAAAGAAACGAAUUGUUUCCAAAAAGAAAUAAUGAAGGAGAAUAACGGAAUAUUAAAAGAGACGGUUACGUCAGAAUCCUUUUCUAAGAGAAUCGAUAGCACCGAGAAAUAUGAUAAAUUAAAACGCGAGAUUAACAAUCCAGGAAAAAUUGGCGAUAUGGCAACGGUGACGGUCGAUAGAUAUCGAUGUCAACGUCCUCUUCGUGAUAUAAUUGGUAAACGAGAGCAACGUAGAGAAGAAUUGGAAAAGAUGGAAGGAGAUUUGCGACAACGUCUGGAUAUGCUUGAGUGCUCGAUACCAGCGGUGAUGGUAUGGAAUAUUUGGAGAUUGUCGCAAGGAGCGCCUGUCUGCAGGAUCAAGCGUAUUCUGGAGAAACAAUUUAAAGACACGAGGGAACUCUCUUGUCGCAGCACACCGAGCUGCCAUUACGAUUGCAGGGUACGAGAAGUUGAGGCAGAAAGAAAACUGGCGUUGAAAAAAGUGGAGGAAGCGCGAACUCUUUGGUCGGAGAAACUCAUGACGUUGGAAGAAAGAAAAAAAAAACUUUAUGAAGCCAGGAAGAUUCAGGAGGAACAAAGAAAUGCGAUAGAACGGUUAAACGAGGAAAAUAGAAUACUGCAAGAAGCGAUGGAAAAGAAAGCAAUGGAAAUGGACGAAUCGUGCCAGUGCGGUGACACACAAUGUAAACAGAGACAUCUCAGGAAAGUUUCUAGCGUGACGUCCAUCGAGUCCGGAGACAUUCAGUGUCUGGAGAAGCUACAACGAUUAGCGGAGGAGGAGGUGAUAACGAAGCGAGAAAUAAUCGAAUUGGAACGCCGUGAGGAAGCUUACAUGAGAACACUUCAGCAGGCCGAUGAAAUGUGGUCAAAAAUGGAGGGCGAUGUAGUCAGUACGACGAGCACAUUGCAAAAACAAUUGGACAUGAAAACUGCCGCCAAUCAACAACUCGCGAAUCGUGUAUGCGAAUUGGAAGAUGCGCUCGAGAAGUGCCGGGCAAGACUAGCCACGUGUAGAACAGAAUUGGAGAAGUUUCUAAGUAUCGAGAAAGUCGAAGCUACGAUCGGUCGCGACGAUGACGUUGCGAAAGUGGCAGAUAAGGAAGUUGCGGUAAAGGCUAAAGUCGUGCAUCGGCCAAUCGGUAGGAUAGAUGACAUAGCCACAGUGAAGGACGACGAAGUUCUUGCGAAGGUCGAAAUUGCGGAUGAGGGAGUACUAGCGAAGACCAAAGUCGUGGACGAGGAAGUGUUAGCAAUAACCGAAGUUGAGGAUAAGGAAGCGUUGGCGAGAGUCGUUUUAACCGACGCCGAUGUAGAAGCUACUUUUAUUGUGGACGAUAAGUUAGUCUCGGUUAAACCUGACUUGACUGAUCUUGCUGUCGAUCGUCCGAUAGAUCUUAUACGAAUCGAAGACGCGGAAAGUAUAGUUCGACCGGAAGACGUAGCUUAUGAGCAACAGAGAUUCAAAGAAGUUCGGGAAUAUUUGGCACAAUUAGGAUCAUUAGAAGAAUUGUAUACGGAUGACGGUGUGCCGUGCGCACAUGAUUUCGUAUGCAACGAUGUGGUCUCGUCACCUACCGGUAUGACAGACGAGGAACUUAUUGCGUUGGACAUAGAACAUCCUGCACUAAUGAAGAAACGUGAUGAAAUCGUAAUUACCGAGGAACAAGAGAGGCAAUUUCAAAAAGAAUUAGUUAAAAAACCAUACAACGCUGUUGACGGGAUUGAAAAAAGAGAAAAGAAAGAAAAUGAAAUUCCCAGCGUCGAAAUCGAGAGGAAAAUUGCUGAGAAAGUGGAAAAACGGAUCGCUGAAAUCGUAGACGUUAAAGAAACUGUAACGCCACGGACAGUCGAAGAAGCUGAUGAUAGACUAGUAACGAUGCCGAAAGAUCGAACGCCGGAAGUAAACAAAAUCGAGGCCGGAAAUAAACAAAAUCAGGGCAUCGUGAUACAACGGGAUACGAUCCUAUCGUGGAUUGAUGCGAUCAAUAUGAUUCGCACGACAGCAGCGAAACACCCUGACUGUAGUGAAGUGAAAAAAGAUGCUGAUAUCUUAGCAGAACAAGUUGGCACGUAUGUUGGGAUAAAAGCUAAAGAAGUGGAAGAGGAAAAUGCAGCAAUAGACAAAGAAGGUAAGCAGAAGAAGGUUAUUGAGAAGAACGAAAUCAAAAUAAAGAUCGAUAAAAAUGAAAAGGUAAUAAGUAAAACUAAGUUACAAGAUGAAUUAAUAAUUUUGAAGGCUAAAGAAAUGGAACCUGUGAUAAAAACUGAUUCCGUACCAUUCCCUAAUUCUGAAGAAGCAUCGGCAGAAGUGAAAGUACCAAUGGAAGCAAUAGCUGAAUCAGAAUUACUGCCCACUUUUACAAAAGAGGAAGUAUCAAUUGGCAUAAAACUCCCUACGGCGGUUUCAAUUGAAGAUUCUUUUCAGCCUCCUACAAUUCACAAUAAAAAAGAUUUGAAAAACGACACUAUCCCGUUAGCAAUAUUCGAACCAACUAUCGAAGAAAUAAAAGCUGAAGAAACACGAGUCGAAGCAAUUAUAAACAAUGCAAAAGAGAUUGAAAUACCUAAAAAUAAAAUUACAGAGAGAAAAGCAGUAGUUGAAGAUCUAGUAAAUAAUGAAUUGAUAACAAAAUUAGAGGCAAAUGACAAAAUCGUAAAUUUUAUAGAAGAAAAAAUGUUGGUCGUUCCAAAAGUAGAAAAGGAAGAACAAAAAAUCAUAUUUAAUCAUAUAGAAAAAAUUGAUGAAAAAGAGAAAGACAUACCAACAGAAAUAAAAAUAAAAGAAAUAACAGUAGAAAACGAAAAAUCAGAUAAAGUGUUACCAGUGACAGAAAUUGAAGAAAGCAAAUUUGUAGAACAUGUUGCAGAAAAGUCGAAGCAAAUUUCACCGCUAGAUGAAACUAAAAUAACAGACACAAAAGAAAUCAUAAGAACAGAUAAAAUUGUAGAAGUUUCGCCGGUUGCAGAAAUGGAAGAGGCAGAACAAGAGAAAACGAUGCCAGCGGUGGAUGUAAAAGAAGUGGAAAAAAUUAUGCCAGAGACAAUUUCACCAACCGUGGAUAUAACCGAGGUAGAAAUGUUCGAACCUGACAAAUUCCAUAUCAUAGAUGAUAAAAAAGCGAUUACAAAUGCAAUAGAAGAAAAGAUUAAAACUGAAGAACCUACACCUAUUUUGAAUAAAAAAGAAAAAUCAUUGCUUCUGGACGCGGUAAUUAAAGAAAAAAUCGAAAAUGAAAAACCCGCAAUAAAAAAAGAAGAGAUUGAAAUCGCAGAAUCGCUACUGAUCGCCGAAGUAACAGAAAAAGAAAAAAAUGAAGUCACAGAAUCGCCACAAAUUGAGGUCAUAGAAAAAAAAGAAAAAAAUGAAGCCGUAAAGUUACCACCAAUUUCGGAUAUGGCAAAAGAAGAAAAAAUUGAAGUCGCAGAGGUUUCCCCGAUUACGGAUAUAAUAAAAAAAGAACAAAUUGAAUCCAAAGAAUUGCUACUAAAUAUGAUAAAGAAAGAUGAAAUUGAAGCAGAAAAAUUAUUACCACGCGCAGAUGUAAUAAUAGAAGAAAAGAAUGAAAUAAUUCAGCCAGUACCAACAAUACCAAUAAUAAAAAAAGAAAUGGAAGAGGAGAUCGAUGACUCGGAAAAAAUGUUGAAAGUAGAAAUUAAAAAAGAGAAAGAUGAAGAAAUAGAAGAAGUUGCAUUGCCGAAAAAACUUAUACCGACCGUCGAAUUACCUGAAGAAGAAGAAGAAAUACCUCAAGUAGAAAAAGAGGAAAUACUGACGACAGUCCCGCUGCCCAAGAAACCAACUCCAAAAAUAAAAAAAGAAAUUCCAGAAGAGGAAAAGCCAGAAAUGGUCCAGAUAGAAUUAAAAAUUCCAAUUGCUGAGAUAAAAUUGACCGAAAUGGAAGUAACAACGAUACCAUUCGAUCCACGACUAGUGGCACAGCCGUAUCUAAUCGUAACAAAGAUCAAAGAGAAGGAGCAGAUUAUACCCACAAAACCACCAUGUUACCUGGAAUGUUGCCUGCGGCCACCGAUCGAGACCACGAGGCAGUUCGAGAUUCCGCAAACUGAUGUCCCUCAAACCGAAGUCGUACAAACCGAAGUAAUACAAGCCGAGGUCGUACAAACCAAAAUGAUGCAAACCGAGAUCGUACAAAAUGAGGUCGAACAAGCCAAAGUCGUACAUACCGAGGCCGUCAAAACUGAAGUUGUACAAAUAACCUCGCAGACAAUUUCGACCGCUGAACCGUCCCGUAUACGAAAUAUUAGUGAAUAUUUAAAACCAACCGAGUUAAAAGCACCGAGAACUGAAAUCACCAGCGACCGUCCUGAAAUAACCGGCCGAAAAAUGCUCAAACGCUUAAAGGACCAAUCGACCGUCACGACUUCCAGCACCGGAUCACCGACGGAUAAAACAAGCCACGUUAGCCACGAUCGAGUUGUAAGAGAUGAAAGAGAACGCGCGAGAGUGCCCACGGAUGAACUUCUACGAUCUAUAAAGAUCGCCGCCGGGCUAACGCGACCGGACACAGAACGCGAGAUUAGGACAAUUAAUUAUGGCAGGAGGUCCGACGAAACAGGCAGAGCGGUUUGUAACUGUUGUUCAUGCGGUAAAACUCCGACUCCGCCGCCGACAAGACCUAGAUUAGAGGUUCAACCGCAGAUAGAUGCAACGCCUCCGGCGGUAGCUGCGUUCGAGCGUAUGUUUAUUCGCCCUAAAAUCGAUCAUCCAAUAUCGCAUGAUAAAUUAUGUAGCGAUUGCAAAGCGAAAAUGCAGAGCAGGAUGCCGCGUGAGAGACAUCACGUCGAAAAGAUCAUCAAGAAGAUCUCUCAUGAUCAAGAAAGUUGCGACAGCGUGUCACUGACUGGUAAAACAUAUCAUGUGGUAUCGCGAAAAAGAGUGAUCGAAAAAAGGGACCAGGCUUGCUUGGCCAAAAUACAUAAGCAAAAACCUAAUCCUAUUGAACAAAAAAGAAAAGAUGAUUUACAGCCAAUUUUAGAGGAUUCGGAAAAAUCGACUGUGGAACCGUUAUCUUCAAGUUGCAUUUGUUUUAAAUUAGAGAAAACUGGUGUAAAACCAAUUAAAAAAGGAAAUUGCUAUUGUGAAGAUUAA
Cyphomyrmex costatus is the source of this 5401-nucleotide messenger RNA. Its product is annotated as titin. The transcript is spliced from 5 exons. Lineage: Eukaryota; Metazoa; Arthropoda; Insecta; Hymenoptera; Formicidae. The coding region runs from base 143 to 5401 and encodes 1752 amino acids. The record is from RefSeq and is a predicted model, not a curated record.